This is a messenger RNA of Pangasianodon hypophthalmus (striped catfish), 6666 nucleotides long. RefSeq names its product inositol polyphosphate 5-phosphatase K (gene inpp5ja). Gene Ontology annotation, cellular component: ruffle; cytoplasm; plasma membrane. Gene Ontology annotation, biological process: negative regulation of peptidyl-serine phosphorylation; phosphatidylinositol dephosphorylation. NCBI's taxonomy places the organism in Eukaryota, Metazoa, Chordata, Actinopteri, Siluriformes, Pangasiidae. The transcript has 13 exons. The record is from RefSeq and is a predicted model, not a curated record. Gene Ontology annotation, molecular function: phosphatidylinositol-4,5-bisphosphate 5-phosphatase activity; phosphatidylinositol-3,4,5-trisphosphate 5-phosphatase activity. Bases 272 to 2608 code for a protein of 778 amino acids.
GACUCGCGAAACGCUCCGUGACGUCACUAACGCCUCUCGGUUUGACAACAACAGAUGUUGGAUGAGAUGUGACAGAGACCGGUGACACACAACACCUCUCUCUCUCUCUCUCUCUCUCUCUCUCUCACACGGUUGUCCGGUAAGGUGUCGCGUGCAGUCCCUGUCCUACGCGGGGAUAAAACGCAUUCACCACCAAGGACAGGACAGGACAGGACCGGAGAGGAGAGGAGAGGACAGGACCGGAGAGGACAGGACAGGAGAGGACAGGUUGAUGGAUCCAGCACAGCCUGGCCAAAGCUGCUCAUUCCUGAUGCAAUCCACAGGAGCACCAAGGCUUAGCCCAGCUUCAGUUCCCAUCCUGCCCCCUCCAGCUUCAGUCUGCCCCACCACAAAGACAUUAAACCCUCCAGCGAUCAGCACUGCCAAGACAUCAGAUACAUCCCUGCAGGAAUGUGGAGGCCCAGUGUCCACCUCUUUAGGCUCUGUUAGCAUCAGCCGACCCAGGCCUACUGCCAGAUCUGGGGUAAAGUCCCCUAGAACCGUGGACCCUCCUGCCAUUUUACCCAUUAUUCCAGCGACAAGCUCUACGUCUCAAUCCCCUGCGGAGCCACUACAAGGACGCCGCAGCCCACAGAGCUCACAAAAUUCUCAACUCAGCCCCAAAGAUACUCAGCUCAGUCCAAAUGCCCCUCUUAGUCCAAUUCACGCCCAGCUUAGCCCCAGCGCCAAACCCAAGUCGUUAACUUUCCCUAGUCCUCCUGUACAACCUGGUCGAAGCGCAACUACACACUCGAGUCUUCUCCCUAAACCAAACCUUAACACUCAGUCCAUCCCUAUUCCACAACCCAGUCUCCAGAGCCAAACUCCAGAGCCGAUCAUCAUAAGUCCUGGCACUGCAGAAAAAGCUCCACACAAGAAGCCCUCCAAUGAUUAUGAAGAUUUUAGGGUUCACAUCGUCACGUGGAACGUCGGCUCAGCGAUGCCACCUGAUGACAUCAGCGGUCUGUUCGGCCCAGGAGUCACUGAUGGGAGCACAGACAUGUUUAUCAUUGGGCUGCAGGAGGUGAACUGUAUGAUCAAUAAGAGGCUGAAGGAUGCGCUCUUCAUAGACCAGUGGAGUGAGCUGUGCAUGGACACACUCGGCCGUUUCGGUUAUGUGCUGGUGGCGUCUCAGAGGAUGCAGGGCGUUUUGCUCCUGGUUUUCUCCAAGUUUUGCCACUUGCCUUUCCUGCGUGGGAUUCAGACCCAAAGCACCCGAACUGGCCUCGGCGGCUGCUGGGGAAAUAAGGGUGGAGUGAGUGUGAGGAUGAUGAUGUUUGGUCACCCCGUGUGCUUUCUAAACUGCCAUCUGCCGGCUCACAUGCGGAACCUGGAGCAGCGCAUUGAGGACUUUGAGAGCAUCCUGCAGCAGCAGCAGUUCGAAGGCGGAGCUGCCGUGGGCGUGCUGGACCACGAUGUUGUGUUCUGGUUCGGUGACCUGAACUUUCGCAUUGAUGACUACGAUAUCCAUGUGGUGAAAAGUGCAAUAGAGAACAAUAAACUGUCUGUGCUCUGGGAGAAAGAUCAGCUCAACAUAGCAAAGAAGAGUGAAUCUGUGAUGGAUGAGUUUGUGGAAGGCCCUCUGAAUUUCCCACCUACCUACAAGUUUGAUGUGGGAACACACACGUAUGACACAAGUGCUAAGAAGAGGAAACCUGCCUGGACAGACCGAAUCCUGUGGCGCCUCCGCAGGACGGGUUCCCCCGUGCCAUCACACAAUGCCGCGCUGCAGCGGGGUCUGACCUCGUGGCUUGGUGGGGCCACACGGGUCACGCAGCACUUUUACCGCAGUCACAUGGGCUACACCGUUAGCGACCACAAACCUGUCUCUGCCCUUUUCUCUCUGCAUUUUCCCUUUAAGCUGGAUCUGCCAUUAGUGACACUGGAGGUGGAAAAGGAGUGGACCAAAGUGUCGGAUGCGACAGCCAAGUUUACUACAGCAUCAGGUUUCCAGAGAAGCACCUGGGACUGGGUGGGAUUGUACAAGGUGGGAUUCAAACACCACAAGGACUAUGCAGCCUAUGUCUGGGCCAAAUCAGACCAUUCCACUCAGGUGACUUUUCCAGAAGAGGAUUUGCCUAGAGACGCAGGAGAAUACGUGCUGGGUUACUACAGCCACAACAUGAACAGCAUUGUGGGAAUUACAGAACCGUUCCAGGUUCAGUUACCUGUCUGUUCCCCUCCUGCUCCGCCGUGUCCAUCCCGCUCAGACAGUUCGGAUGCAAGCUCAGAGGACGACAGCACCAUGGUCCUGCUGGUUUCCAGCUCACGCAGUCCGAGUCCCAGGACACGCUCUAAUAAACGCCAGCAGCGGCACCAUCGCAGUCGCAGCCCGGCCGUGCCCGCUCUGCAGUCCCUCAGUCUGAAACCCAGAGACUCGCCCGUUCCACCCCGCCAGGCUGCGAACACCAAGAAGGAGCGUCUGUUUUCCCCUGACUCACCCUCUCUUAGUCCUCUGAGCCCCGCCAAUGGCAUCAGCGUCCCCGAAGCACUCGUUGCCGCCAUGCUGGGGGAACACAGACCACCUCAGGGCCAGAUCCCAGCCAAGAGUGGGGACUCUAACCGAUGACCACAUAUCUGCUGUCCAAGACUUGUAGAAUGCUAGUACAUAACAGCUACAAUGUGUGAGAGUCAUGGUUUUUAGACGUAGCUCUGACCUGUUGCUGUGUCACAUUGCAGUCUGUUUUCUGCACAUCCAUCUCUUCAAAUCAGUGCCGGUUCGAGCCUUGCUAUUGGGCCUCCUUCUUUUAUCACAAUCUGCUGUGCUCUUGAGCUUUUUGAGUAUGAAUAGGUAGCUAGCUUGUUAUCUUGCUAAUGUCUGAAGACCACUAUGAUGAGAGCUAAGCUGCUAUAUGAUGAGAGCUAACCUGCUAACAUAUCAUAAAGUUUAUUGUUGAGAAUCAAACUCAUCUGCUCUAACUAUCAUAUAGCUUUGAUUGUAGUUUCUUAAGCUAGCUAGCUAUUUUGCUAGCUACUUUUCUGAUUAUUGAGCUAGUGUUAGCAUCCACUCUUGAGACACUCUCAAUGCUAAACCAAGCAGCUAGCAGCAACUAGCAAGACUGAGUGUUUUCACAUGUUUAGCAAAGACAGAGUGCUUUGAAAUGUCUCUUUGCAGCUGGUGGACAGUGUGCCAUGUCCAUGUUUAUCUUGGCAAAUUGUUUUACCGAUCACAGCAUGGCAGUUGGAAUAGCACAGUUGUAGGCUGUUUAUCUUUAAAUGUACACUGGAAUGAUCAGCAUACAUUUGGUUCUGUAUGUCAAACAUUAACAUGUUCUCCUUUCAGCAUAUGAGCUUUUGUUACCCAUGUGACAAAAAGAGAUGAAGAGUUCACCUCCACAUGAGCACAUGGAUGGAUUAAACUAGCCUACAGUAAUUUCUAUAGAGAUCAUUAGUCUUAGGUAUUCUCUUGUGGUCAUUCAGAAAAAUAGCAUUCUCCUAUAUUUCUGCCAAUUUCUAUCUAUACCUUGUCAAUAAUAAAAAGCAAUAUCCUUCACUAUAGAAGCUAUAUACACACACGCAACCCCCAAGGGCCAAAUUGUGAUGGCUAGAUGGACUGGGACAGAGCAUCUCCAAAACGGCAGGUCUUGUGGGGUGUUCCUGGUACGCAAUGGUUAGGAGGCACAAGGGGGGAGAACCGGCGACAGGGUCAUCGGUGCCCAAGGCUCACUGAUGCUCAUGGGGAGUGAAGGCUAGCUCGUCUGGUCCGAUCCCACAGAAGAACUACUGUAGCACAAAUUGCUGAAAAAGUUAUUGCUGGCUAUGACAGAAAGGUGUCAGAACACAGUGUGGGGCUGCGUAGCCACAGACCGGACAGAGUGCCCAUGCUGACCCCUCUCCACCGCCGAAAGCACCUACAAUGGGCAGGUGAGCAUCAGAACUGGACCAUGGAGCAAUGGAAGAAGGUGGCCUGGUCUGAUGAAUCACGUUUUCUUUUACAUCAUGUGGACAGCCAGGUGCGUGAGUGUCACUUACCUGGGGAAGAGAUGGCACCAGGAUGCACUAUGGAAAGAAGGCAAGCCAGCAGACACAGUGUGAUGCUCUGGGCAAUGUUCUGCUGGGAAACCUUGGGUCCUGGCAUUCAUGUGGAUGUUACUUUUACACAUGCCACCUACCUAAGCAGACCAAGUACACCCCUUCACAGCUAUGGUAUUUCCUAAUGGCAGUGGCCUCUUUCAGCAGGAUAAUGCACCCUGCCUCACAGAAAAAAAUUGGUCAAGGAUGGUUUGAGGAACAUGACAAAGAGUUCAAAGUGUUGACAUAGCCUCCAAAUUCCCCAGAUCUCAAUCUGAUCAAGCAUCUGUGGGAUGUGCUGGACAAACAAGUCCAAUCCAUGGAGGCCCCACCUUGUAACUUACAGGACUUAAAGAAUCUGCUGCUAAUGUCUUAGUGCCAGAUACCACAGCUCACCUUCAGAGCUCUUGUGGAGUCCAUGCCUCGAGAUUAUAUAUAUAAACAGUAUAUAUAUAUAUAUAUGUUGGUGGGUAAGUUUUUCUUGGUAUCUUGGAGAACGUGCCACGGUUCUUCUGAAGACAUUGCUGCACUUGCUUCUGUUUUUUUUUUUUUUUUUUUAAGAAAAACCUGAAAACCAGCAUUCUGCAUUCAUUUUUUUUUGUCUGAAAAUCUGAAAAGUAGUCUGUUACGUUAUACUUUCUUUACUGACAUGCAAACAUUUUCUGUAACAUUUAAAUUUUGUUGGAAAAGUAAUGUUUGGAUUUUUUUUACUGAUGCAAUAAUGCAGAAGUCAUAAAAUAAACAUCUGAAACCAUUUGCCAAGAUAUACACAGGACAUGGGUCCGGUCCAAUUCAAUCUAAAGGCCAAUUCACAUCGAAGGCAUGUGAAGUAAAUUUCUGGUCACAAGCCUGAAAAAGCCCGGCCUUCUGUCCUUCUAGCUAGUAGUGCUAUGGAUCGGACAGGCUAAUGCUAGCUCCAUAUGGAUGAGAGGAAAAAAAUCAGAUACUAAUAGUUGUUAGACUUUGACGUGACCAAUCGAAAUUUUCGUUUACGAGGAGCUUCUCUCAGUCAGGCGCUAGAGCAAGUCUUAGAACACGCUCUAUUCUACAUUACACACUAAUGUACUCGUGUAAUGUGUAUGUAGGACGAACCGGCACCAAUGCAGAUCCCCACCUGAGGCUCGUAAAAGUGAUAUGUGUGUGCGUGUGUGUGUGUGAGCUUUAUUCAUUCUUCCUCAGAAAUCUAGUCAUGACUUGUGAUCAUAUGCAGAAGAGAUCUUUCUUUUUUCGACCCACCUAAUGUAGGUGAGUCUGAAUGAACAUUCACAUCAUGUUGUUUGUGUAGAAAAAACCCCAAAAGCCAUAAUCUACAGUAUCUCCAGCCUUAUUGUUCAGUACAGCUACCAAAAAACAGGGUGAGCUGGUCAAACUGAUGGACUUUUUUUUUACUAGCUGGAAAGUGCUACUAAUGUGAAAUCAUAUUAAGAAAAUAACACAUUAAGGCAAUUAGAAAAGCUCAAACAUUUACUGAUAAUGAAGCUGGAAAACAAUUCACCAGCUGCAAAGGUGGUCUUUGACCAGCUCGACUUGAGUUUUGGUAGCUGGUCAGACCAAGCUGGAUUUUCCAGCAGGGAGUGCUGUCCGGGUGAAGAGGAUCAAGCUAUUAUUGAUGUCUUAGGUGAGUGCAAACGUUUGCAUAGAUUUAUACUGUAGAUGUUCCCUCAUUAUCAAAUGUAUCAAAAUUAAAUAUUUUUCUUUGAAGUCAAUAGACACCUUACUUGCAUAAAGCCAAAUGGGAUGUGAACUUUUGAGGUAAGAAAGACGGAUGCUGACACUCAAUUUCAUGUAAUGUUCAUGCAUCUAUUAUAAUAAAGUUUUUUUUUUUCUUUUUUCUUUUUGUUAGAAACCAAAGGGGGUGCAAACUUUUGCACUUUACUCUAGCUUCUCUCUACAUAACAGCCAGACCCAAAAACAAACAAACAAAUAAAUAAUAUUAAAGUAUGGUCAUAGAAUACUACUACACACUGAUUUUGAGCAACAUUUAAGUUAAUUAUGCAACAAGAAAUGUCUUUUUUUCAACUAACUUUUCAUCAAAUGUUAACCCUCUAGAUAACUUAGCUAACAUUGAGUGAAAAAAAAUAAUUAUUGUAUUAAUUGUAUGUAUUAUGUAAAACACAAAUUAUAUGAAAUUUUAUUUUGCUAUUGCUUCUACUCGAUCUGCGGAGCUGCAGCUGUCACUUACUUCAUGACAUUGUGUCUAUUUCUUGCUCAUAGACACUAAGUCAUAUUUGUGUUUUACGCUUUUCAUUAUGAAUUAUCUGCAGUGUCUAAGCAAAUGAUGAAGUGUACAUGUCUAAGCAAAUGAUGAAGUGCAGCUGUUUGACAAAAGCUGGUCACCUGUCCUCUGAUUUAUUGCACCGUUUAGUUUUUGUGAAUCACGUGAAUGUCGUGUGAGAGCUGGUGAACGUUUUUGCAGUUUGAGAGCUUAAAUACAUUGAUUGUGCAAAAUAAAAAAAAGAAUAACUUGAAGACUGUGUUUUCAUUUAUAAAAGUAUCAAACGUAACUUUCAGGAACAUCGUCUGCAUGGCCAUUCUUUCAAAACCUUGGGUUUCUUCUUUUCUAAAUUUAAUCAGUUAUAUUUGGAAUAUCUGCUUUGGAAACUUGGGCCUUUUCAA